AUGACUGCUGGUAAAAUGUAUAGACUUGGGCAUCGUGGAUUACUUCGAUUGAAAGGAAAAGACGUAAUGCAAUUCUUGCAAGGUCUCGUUACAAAUGACAUCAGACAUUUAGCAGAUGGUCAAGCACAAUAUGCUUUAAUGCUUAAUAGUCGAGGACGAGUUGUUGAAGAUUUUAUUUUAUAUCGUCAAGCAGAUGACGUUUUGGUCGAAAGUGAUCGAAAUAAACAAGCAGACUUACAAAAAUUGUUAGAAUUAUAUAAGGUGCACAAGGAUGUGAGCAUUGAUCUUGAAAUGAAAAGUUAUUUAUAUCACAUGGACAGUAUAGCUGACGGCAGUGGCGCAGUCAAAGAUCCAAGAGUACCAUCCUUUGGUAUGAGAAUUUUGAGAGAAUCUAUACCAGAUGAUGAAAUACUGGAUGGUAAUGCUUAUCACGAAAGAAGGUUUGAUUUUGGUAUACCUGAAGGAACAAGUGAAUUGUCUGGUGAACUGCCACUUUCCAUGAAUGCUGACAUCAUGAAUGGGAUCAGCAGCGACAAAGGGUGUUACUUAGGACAAGAAAUGACAGCACGCGCUAUAAAUGCUUUAGAAAUACGAAAACGUCUUUUGCCGUUCACAUGCAAAGGUGUAGUUACGGGUCCACUGAUCGACAAUGAAGGACGACAUGAAGGUAGAGUGGUUGCGUGCAAUGGAAGGAAAGGAUUAGCAUUGGUACCUUAUUUACGUGAUAUUAACCGAACCACUUAUAUGACCAAAAAUGGCAAUAUUGAGAUCUUCUGGCCAUUCUGGUGGCCCAGCAAGCUUAGAGCUCAUUCCCAUCAAACUCUCUCGUAA
Messenger RNA from Thelazia callipaeda (thelaziosis nematode), 831 nucleotides. NCBI's taxonomy places the organism in Eukaryota, Metazoa, Nematoda, Chromadorea, Rhabditida, Thelaziidae. The record is from the annotation of a GenBank genome assembly.